CUGGAAACCGCGCUGUCGACAGCCCAUUCCUGUCGGUUACGAGUAUGUGUCAGCGAUAUCCCCGAAUCGCGUCACGCAACGUCAAUCCGGUCUAAAAACCGAACCACGGAAAGGGUCACGGCCACGCGGGCAGCUUCCACUUCGUUAUCGAACCUCUUUUGGUGGUGCAGAAGUGGCGGUCUUGCUCCUUUCUAUUUUACAAAUCCACAAUCUCGACUUCGAUAUCUGAUUCUUGCCCUUUUACAACUUCCUCAACUUCAUUUCCAUACUCUCCACCCUACGUACUCCUCAUAAUCCACAUCCCGCUUGAAUAUCUCCAGAAAAAUAACUCGUCUGGUCCCUGGAUAAUCUUUUUUUCACUCAUACUCCCUUUGAUGAAACUUUUCACAUCAUCGAGUCCUAUUGCUUGACUCCUUUGACUCGAUCUAUCCGCUAGGAUUCGAGAGCUGCAAUAUUUCACUGCUACGCCAGCCAGAGUAUCACCAACAUGGCUGAUUCGAUACGCAACGAGUCUACUCCCACAACUCCAUCACCAGACCAAAUGUACUGCCACGCCUGCCAUCACCAGUGGCAGCGCCAGGGCGAAACCCUCCAGUGCCCUGCCUGCAACAACGCAACCACGGAAAUUAUCACGCCUGAGAAUGACCCGCGCCAUUUCCACCGCCGGCCCUUGCCUGCUACCGUAGAAGACGCACCCGCAGAGGACGAGCUCCAACCUGACUAUUCUGCUGCUGCCACCGUGACCGAGUCUCAACAGCCCACAGAGGUUCCAACCUCCAACACAGAGACCCAAAAUGCCAACGAGAGCAACGGCCAUAAUGAUGCGAGACCACAGACCGAAGCCAACGGCACAUCAACAACCAGCGGAAACACUCAGACUUCAGAUGAGACCAACACCCGAGGCACUCAGGAGCAGACCAGCAAUGCUUCCAACACCGAGGCCCCUCGAUCUGGAUCCCGCUCCACCAACACCCAACACUUCGAUAUCCGCUUCAUCUUCCCUCCUAUGACCUUCUUCACUACCGUCAUUUCCGAGCCUCUCACCCCACGAUCUCAACAGCAACCAGCUGGCUCACAGCCAAAUGGCCAGGCGCAAUCUACCGAGCAAUCGAAUGAGCAGCCUAAUAACCAGCAAUCUAAUGCUUCCAACACAUCUACCAAUGUUCCCACACCUAACGGCUCUACCGCUUCUGGUCCGUCCCCCAUUACCUUCUUUGGAUUGCACUUCUUUACGCCUAGGCCUCCUCAUGCCCACACUGCUCCGGCAUCCAAUGCUGCGAGCAACACCACCCAGACCGAAGGCACUGCGCAGCAACAGUCACAAUCCAAUGACGAACAAGCACAAGCCUCCCAGCAGCAACAGCCCCAGCAAGGUCCCCAGCCUGCCACCCAAGGCCAAUCAUCGCCCUUUGGAUCUGGUCCUGUACCAGCUGGUCUCAUGAACGCCAUCUUGUCCGCCAUGUUCAGCCCCCUCAGUCCUCUCGUUCUCGGCAACCUCAACUUUGUUAACGACGGCGUUUACUCGCAAGAGGCCUUUGACCGCAUCAUCACCCAGCUGCGCGAGCAGCACGCCGCGCAGAACCCAGGCGGCGCCCCUCCGGCCUCUCAAGCCGCGAUUGAGAAGCUCCGAGUCAAGGACAUUGACGAGCAGAUGCUCCAGGGCUGCCAGGACAACAAGGCCAAGUGCGUCAUCUGCGUCGACGAAAUGACCCUCGGCGACAAGGCUACCCUCCUUCCCUGCAACCACUUCUUCCACGGCGAAUGCGUGACGCCCUGGCUAAAGGUGCAUAACACUUGCCCUGUCUGCCGACGGUCCGUCGAGGUCGAAGAGGCGCCCGAGAGCAAGAAGCGCAAGAAUGUGGCGGAGCAUGAGCCCACGGGCAGGGAUGGCCAUGGCAUUGACGAGGCGGAGGAUGAGGACGAACAGCAGAGCGCCGAAGUGGCUGCGGCGAUUCCAGAAAGGCAAAGGAGACCAUAUGGACCCGAGAGGCUGCGUGGUGAAGGUACGGAUUGUGCUUGAAGUGAAUUCUAUAUGAUGUGAUUUCGGAGGCGAUUUUAAUUUUGGGGCAAUUCUCUGAUCUUUUCGAACAGCAGUGCCAAAGCGACGGCGUUUGGGUUGAUCCCAUAAUUUCAUUUUCGCCAUCGCGAUGAAAGAGGCUGGGAAGAAAGGUUCAUAUAGAUGGACUGCGGAUUAUCAGGACAGGGGCGGGAGAUUGAAAGAUCAACAAAGCCUGGAAAGUCCUGACUUCCGCAUAGAGUGCAUAUUCCUACCGGAUAAUGUGCUCAGGUCCCCAUUUGCUGAGUUUCAGGAGCUCUGUGUUCUUUCCCUUUUUUUCAAUUUGGCUUUUACCUACGAUACCAUUGCAUUACUUUCAGCAGAAGCGCGGCGUUGGGGGAAAACGGACGGACAUUUGGACGGGAUUAUUGAUUGCUACUACAGUGGUUCAGGGUACUAAGCGGUCCUACGGCAUUUUACUACUACUACUGGCUCCAGCCAGCUCGAUAAUGAAAGGUUGUUUGUUUCAUUUACACUGUCUUUUAGAAACUUGUUGCGGCCCUUGAAAAGACACGCCAUGAAUGGAUUACGAUGACACGAUUAUGGUUGAUGAUACAGAAAGAAAGGAAAAAGGUUGGCGUUAUGGGCAUCGAGUGCGCAAAGGAUGGGCAUAACGGAAUUCAAUUUGUCAGUAAAGUCCCAACCCGCUGGUGGGCAUUUAUGGUCAUAGAUGAAUGAAUUUUUUAGACACUCAGAUACUUAAAGUAAUGAAGGAAUAUUGUACCAAAAUGAAACCGAU
Messenger RNA from Neurospora crassa OR74A, 2795 nucleotides. RefSeq lists its product as uncharacterized. The record is from RefSeq and is a predicted model, not a curated record. Lineage: Eukaryota; Fungi; Ascomycota; Sordariomycetes; Sordariales; Sordariaceae. The transcript has 2 exons. Bases 488 to 2020 code for a protein of 510 amino acids.